AUGAAGUUUAGGUUAUCAGUGCACGGCAGCUGUGGAGAGAAUGGUGCACCCCGGCGCGCGUAGGUGCGUGAUAUUAUCCAUCUCUCAUCUGACAUUCUCGCAACUUUAACCGAGGCGCGUAGUUUCCUAGGGUGUGUGCACAAAGUUCAACGCGUCUCUUCUGCGUUUACACACUACAAAUGGCUUGGAUUAUCCCCCCGCAUCUCCACGGGACCGGCGCUGCUUUGAUUCUGCUCGCGGUGAUUCUGACAGGUGAUGCGGUCGCACAGGUUUUUGACAGCUACGGCUUGUCGUACGCCUUGAGGUCCGAGCUGUCAGAAGACACGAUAUUGGUCGCCAAUAAUGGGAUUCGCGUACCUUUCGGGAGAUCCGUCUUCAUUGAUCCCAUCAACGAUUUGGUUGUUCAAGUUCAGCCCGGGGAUAAAUGCAGCAUUACUGUCUUGGACAAUGAUCCUUUGUCUCAAAGGCCUGGACACCUGUCUCCCAAAAAGUUUCCGUGUGAAUUUGGCCCCAACGACGUGAAGUAUUCUCACUUUGGCUCCAGGAGUCCUCCGAGGGACAGAGUGAGGUUGCAACUCAGGUAUGAUACACAAACGGAUACAAUUAUAAUACCCUUUAUGAUGGAGGUGGAGGUUGUUUUCACACAGCUGGAAGUGCUAACAAAGAACAUGCCACUCACUGUGGAGAAACUGCUCGGCACAAGUAAUCCCAUCGACAAAAAGAUAUUGGAAUUCACCUAUGAUAGGAGCGCACAGCAAUGCAAGAUAGCCUCUCUGUCCAGCGGCAGGUAUGGGAAACUUGAGGAUGAGGACAGCCUGGGAACAAUGGUGGACUGUGAUGAAUUCAUUAAAAUGAACACCCGUUAUCGGCACACCUUUCCAUCCAAGUCACCAAACAGAGAUUACCUUCCCAUGCUUGUGGAGCUGCACGAUAAAGAGGGCAAUUUGCUCAAGCAGGAAUUCUUCCAGAUAUUGGUGAGAAUAAAAGAGGGCGAGGACAAUACACCUCCUAAACCCAGCUUCGUGGCCAUGAUGAUGAUGGAAGUGGACCAGUUUGUGAUGACGGCGAUAACCACGGAUAUGCUGGCCGCGGAGGAUGUUGAGUCUAAUUCUGACGAAUUAAUUUUCAACAUCACGUCCCCCCUGUCCUUUGAGGAGGGCUACAUAGUGAGCACGGAUGAUAGGAAUUUACCAAUAACCUCGUUUUACCAAGGAGACCUCAAAGAGUUGAAAAUCGCCUACAAACCCCCUGCUGUGGACUCAGACACUGAGCGGAUUUUCCAGAUUGAAUUUGAGGUUGUGGACACGGAGGGGGCUGUGUCAGACCCUUUUGCUUUCAUGAUUGUUGUUAAGCCUAUGAACACGUUGGCCCCUGUGGUUACUAGGAAUACCGGACAGUUACUGUAUGAGGGUCAGUCCAGGCCUUUGUCCAGCUCACAGAAUCUGGAAAUCAGUGAUGAAGACAAUUUGGACAAAGUCAAAAUUAGUGUCAUCGAUGGUCUCAGACAUGGAGAGUUAACUGUUCUUGGCUCACAGAGGAAAUUUUUCACCCCAGCCGACCUGAAUGCUGGAGUAGUCAUUUAUCAGCACGAUGGCAGUGACACAUACAGUGAUAAUAUAAUUUUCAGAAUGACAGAUGGCACCAAUGAGGUAGAGUUCCUGUUUCCCAUCACUGUUGUGCCAACAGAUGACGAGCCUCCCAUAAUCAAUGCCAAUACUGGUUUGAUUUUAUUCAAAAACCAAAUGAUGCCCAUCUCCUCACUUAUGCUCAGUGCAGCAGAUAUCGACUCAGAGGACUCUACAAUAAAAUUCACAAUACAGCCUCCCUAUUCCACUGUGGGCCAGGUGAUGCUGCGUCAGUCUGAGGCCCCAGAAGAUCCAUCGACCUGGAAGUUUAACACCGAGGAUGAAAUGUAUGAGAAAGUAGUGACUGAGUGGCUGCAGCAGGACAUUACCGAUGGCAAACUGUUUUACAAGCACACUGGGCCCCACAGCACCAGCACAGUCAUGGAUCAGUUUGUGUUUAGAGUUCAGGACGACAAUGACCCACCAAAUCAAUCUGGCGAGAGCUCGUUCAUCAUCAAAAUUCUCCCCGUCGACGACCUCCCACCUGAGCUGUACGCUGGCACAACCCUGGAAAUGACUGUGCAUGAGUAUCAGCUUACCUACUUCCGAAAGAAAUUCCUCCGCUAUACUGACCUCGACUCCGAGGAUCGGGAUCUCAAAUACACAAUCGUCCAGCCGCCGACGGACACAGAUGAGAAUAGCCCCGUUGUGUUGGGAUCUCUGGUUUUAACUGAAAAGCCAAACACUGAAGUCACAACUUUCACACAGGCUCAGAUUAAUCACCACAAAAUAGCUUACAGACCACCUGAUCUUGAGCUCGGAAUUACCCCUCAUGUUUUGCAGUUUAGGUACACUGUGCAGGAUGUUUCUAGAAAUAGCGUGGAAGGAGUUUUCACUAUACUUUUGAAGCCUGUGGACAACAAGCCGCCUGAAAUAACAAACUCUGGGUUUACUGUGCUGGAACGUGGCAGGCAUAUCCUCACAAGUGCCGAGCUCGACACCUCAGAUUCAGACACGGAUAGCAAAAAGAUAAUUUUCACUGUUACUCAGGUUCCACUGCAUGGGCACAUCCAGUUUGGAUCCACUGACAUGACAAAAGGACACACUUUUGGCCUAGAGGAUAUUGGAAAUGGCUUAAUUUCUUACGUCCAUAACGGGGAUGAAUCAACAGUGGAUACAAUACAAAUAGAUGUAAGUGAUGGGGUGCACAUCGUCCCAAUAACAAUAAAGAUUAAUGUGAAGCCAAUUGACGAUGAGACUCCAACUAUCACCCUCCCAGCUGGCACAAUUGGCUCCUACAUAGAUGUACUGGAAAAUGGAGCAACGGAAAUCACAAGUAAUGUCAUUCAGGGAAGAGAUGAGGACACAGAUGACCUCCGUUUGACAUUCAUUGUUGAAGACCCGCCGUCGUUAGGUGAAAUCCUGGUGAAAGGUGUCCCAUCUGGCACUUUCACCCAAGCUGAUAUCAUUAAUGGCUUUGUCGUCUAUGCUCAUACCAGCGGGGAGAUAGGCUUAAACACGGGGGAGGACUUUUUCAACCUCACUCUGACUGACAUGUCUGAUGAGUGGACUGUAGGAGGAAAUAAGAUCACAGGUGUCAGAGUGCAUGUAACUAUUCUUCCCCUUGACAGCCAGGCUCCAGAGGUCUUUGUUGGGCCCCAGUUCACUGUAGCUGAGGGAGAGAAGAAUGUCAUUCAGAUUCUUCAUAUAAGCGCUGACGACAUCGACACCCCAAAUGAUGACCUUCUUUGUACGAUCAUCGUACAGCCAACUUCAGGGUAUGUGGAAAAUAUCUCCCCAGCUGCAGGCUCAGAGAAAUCCAGGUCCGGGACUGCUAUCAGUGCUUUUACCAUCAAGGACAUUAGACAGAAUCACAUUUACUAUGUUCAAAGCAUCCACAAAGGAGUGGAACCAGUGGAGGACAGAUUUACCUUUAGAUGCUCUGAUGGUAUCAAUUUCUCUGAAAGGCACUUUUUCCCGAUCUCCAUAAUCCCCUCUAACGAUGAAAAGCCUGAGAUUUACAUGAGGGAGUUUGUAGUUAUGGAGGGCAUGAACAUUGUCAUCGACACCCCCAUUCUGAAUGGCGCUGAUGCAGAUCUACCCUCUGAUCUGCUCACGUUCAUUAUCACCAAACCCCCUAAGCAUGGAUUUAUUCUCAAUCAGCUCACUACCGGGACUGCCCCUGUCUCCAACUUCACCUUGGACCAGAUCAGGGAAGCCUCCAGCAUUGUGUAUGAGCACGACGACUCAGAGACCACGGAGGACAGCUUUGAUGUCGUUCUCACAGACGGAAAGUUCAUCGUCGAGAAAACAGUCAUAGUCAUGAUUAUUCCAGUGGACGACGAGACGCCGAGGAUGGCUAUCAACGAUGGCCUUGAAAUUGAGAUCGGUGACAUCAAAGUGAUUAGCAACAGCGUCUUAAAAGCUACUGAUCUGGAUUCUGAGGAUAGCAGGUUGACAUACAUUAUUAAAUAUGGGCCCGGUCAGGGGUAUUUGCAAAGAACAACGGCUUCUGGGAUGCUGCAAAAUAUCACAGCUGGAAUGAAUUUUACACAGAACGAAGUCGAUCAGGGUUUGAUUGUGUACAUUCACAACGGACAAGAGGGAAUCCGAGACCUCAUCAAAUUUGAUGUGACCGAUGGCAUCAACCCUUUGAUUGACAGAUACUUCUAUGUUACAGUCGGUGGCAUUGACAUGGUCUUCCCUGAUGUGGUCAGUAAAGGUGUAUCCCUCAAAGAAGGCGGCAGGGUUACUUUGACGACGGACCUCCUCAGCACCAGCGACCUCAACAGCCCCGACGAACAUUUAGUAUUCACAAUCACCCGAGCGCCAAUAAGAGGCCACCUGGAGUGCACAGACACACCUGGGAUGCCCAUCUCCUCGUUUACACAGCUGCAGCUGGCUGGUAACAAAAUCUACUACAUCCACACGGCUGACGACGAAGUGAAAAUGGAUAGCUUUGAAUUUGAAGUGACCGAUGGCUACAACCCCGUGUUCCGCACUUUCCGCAUCUCCAUCGCGGACGUGGACAAUAAAAAGCCCGUCGUGACAAUUCACGGCCUGGUGGUGACGGAGGGAGAUAACAAACUCAUCACGCCUUUCGAGCUCACAGUCGAGGACAGAGACACCGCAGAUCGCCUCUUGAAGUUCACAGUGACUCAAAUCCCAGUUCACGGUCGCCUGCUCUUUAACAACACCCGGCCUGUCACCACCUUCACGAAGCAGGACCUGAACGAGAACUUGAUCAGCUACAAGCACGAUGGCACAGAGAGCGCAGAAGAUAGUUUCUCCUUCACUGUCACUGAUGGCACUCACACAGACUUCUACAUCUUCCCCGACACAGUAUUUGAAACUCGAAAACCACAAGUGAUGAGAAUUACUGUCCUCCCUGUGGAUAACGGGGUACCGCAGGUAGUGGUGAACAAGGGGGCCCCGACACUGCGGGUUUUGGAGACGGGUCAUCUGGGUUUUGUGAUCACCAGUAAGACUCUUAAAGCAGAGGAUAGAGACAGCGUUCAGAAUUCUGUCACCUUCAGGAUUACUGUGGCCCCAGAGCACGGCUACCUGAUCAACCAUGGCCGAGGAAAUGCCACAAUCACCACCUUCACGCAAGCUGAAAUUGACGACAUGAACAUAUGCUAUGUACUGAGGGACGGCGACAGUGCUACAAACGACAUCUUUUAUUUCUCCAUUGAGGACAGCGGAGGCAACAAACUGAAGAACCAGCAGUUCCGUCUGAACUGGGCUUGGAUUUCUUUAGAGAAGGAAUACUACGUGGUGGAUGAAGACAUCAAGUUUCUGGAGGUGGUGCUGAGACGUCGGGGUUACCUGGGAGAGACUUCAUUUGUCAGUAUUGGAACAAAGGAUGGCACUGCAAAAAAGGACAAAGAUUUCCGGGGGAAAUCUCAGAAACAGGUGCAGUUCAACCCAGGCCAGACCACGGCCACCUGGAAGGUCAGGAUCCUGUCGGACAGCGAGUAUGAGGUGUCCGAGACGUUUCAGAUCGUUUUGUCCGAGCCAGUGAUGUCUGCCCUUGAAUUCCCAGAAGCUGCUACUGUGGAGAUCCUGGACCCCGACGAUGAGUCCACAGUGUUUAUACCCUCAGCUGUUUACAACAUAGAGGAGGACAUUGGUGAGCUGCUGAUCCCCGUACGCAGGAGUGGAGACGUGAGCCAGGAGCUCAUGGUCUUGUGCUACACGCAGCAAGUUACGGCAACGGGAACCAUCCCCACCACAGUGCUGUCCUACUCUGAUUACAUCUCCAGGCCCGAGGACCAUCACAGCAUCCUGCGCUUCGACAAGGGCGAAGUGGAGAAAUCCUGCCGCGUUGUCAUCAUUGACGAUUCCCUGUAUGAAGAGGAGGAAAGCUUCAAUGUAACCCUCAGCAUGCCAAUGGGGGGCCGUCUGGGCUCAGAGUACCCCACGGCUAGAAUCACAAUCAUUCCCGACAUGGAUGACGAUCCUGUCUUCUACUUCGGCAACACAGAGUACCAUGUGGAUGAGAGUGAUGGCUACGUGGAAGUGCAGGUGUGGAGGACGGGGACUGAUCUGUCCAAAGGGGGGACCGUGACGGUGCGCUCCAGGAAGACAGAUCCCGUCUCGGCAGAGGCUGGUGUGGAUUACGUCGGGAUCAGCCGGAAUCUGGACUUCGCACCGGGGGUCACCAUGCAGACGUUUCGCGUCAUCAUCCUGGAUGAUCUGGGGCAGCCAGUGCUGGAGGGGCCAGAGAAGUUCGAGCUAGUGCUUCGGAUGCCCAUGAACGGGAUCCUCGGGGAGCCGAGCAAGACUGUCAUCCUCAUCAACGACUCAGUUUCUGACCUGCCCAAGGUGCAGUUCCGUGAUGCUGUGUAUGUUGGGGAAGAGAACUCGGGGCAGAUCUCGACGACUGUGUACCGUAGUGGUGAUAUCAGCUAUAAGUCAACAGUUCGCUGUUACAGCAGGCAGGGGACAGCCCAGGUCAUGAUGGACUUCAAUGAGAGGCCCAACACAGAUGCUUCCAUCAUCACGUUCUUACCAGGGGAAAUCGGAAAACCUUGUUCACUGGUGCUAGUCGACGAUACAGAACACGAGGAAGAGGAAGAGCUUCGUCUUGUAUUGGGAAGCCCCAAAAGUGAAUCUCCAUUUGGAGCAUCAAUUGGAAGGCAGAACGAAACGCUGAUCAAGAUAAAAGAUGAUGCAGACAAGGCCACGAUCAGUUUCAAAGAGACCAAAUUCAGCGUGAGUGAGCCGAAGGAAAGCGGCCAAGUGUCCGUGGUGAAGAUAAAAGUGCAGCGCAUUGGCGACACCUCCAAGGUCUCUGUUGUCCGAGUUCACACCAAAGAUGGAUCUGCUACCUCUGGAGAGGACUACCAUCCCAUAUCUGAGGAGAUUGUGUUCAAACAGGGAGACACGGAGCACUAUGUGGAGGUCGAGGUUUUAUAUGAUGGUGUCAGAGAAAUGAGGGAGGCGUUCACUGUGCACCUGAAGCCUGAUGAGAACAUGGUGGCAGAGACAAAGCUGAACAAAGCGAUCAUUUACAUCGAGGAGACCAACAGCAUGGCAGAUGUCACGUUCCCCUCAGUCCCCAAAGUGGUUUCUCUGUUACAUUAUGAUGAUGUCGACGGGACCAGGGACUCUCUGCUUGUGGCCGGUUACCCAGUCAUUUGCGUCACUGCCUGUAACCCCAAGUACUCAGACUACGACAAAACCGGCUCCAUCUGCGUCAGCGAGAACAUCAACAACACCCUAACCCGCUACCGCUGGCUGGUCAGCGCCCCCACUGGCCCCGACGGCGUCACCAGCCCGAUGAGGGAAGUUGACUUUGACACCUUCUUCACCUCCUCCAAACUCAUAACCUUGGACUCAGUCUAUUUUCAGGCUGGUUCCAGGGUCCAGUGUGCUGCAAGGGCGGUGAACUCUAACGGAGACGAAGGCCUAGAGCUUAGCAGCCCCAUAGUGUCCAUCAGCAAGGAAGAGGGAAUGUGCCAGCCUCGUGUUAUAGGCACAGUGGGGGCCGAGCCCUUCUCUGCCAGGCUGCGCUACAGCGGAGCAGAGGACACAGACCACCCCAACCUCAUCAAACUCAUUGUCACCAUGCCUCACAUUGAUGGCAUGCUGCCUGUGGUGUCCACCCGGCCCCUGUCUAACUUUGAGCUAACGCUGAGCCCCGACGGCACCCGCGUCGGCCAACACCGCUGCUCCAAUUUGUUGGACUACUCUGAGAUCAAGACUCGCUACGGCUUCCUCACAGAGUCCACCAAAAACCCAGAGGUGAUCGGCGAGACAGCUCCUUACCAGUACAGCACCUCCCUAAGGGGAUCCAGCACGCUGCGGUUCUACAGAAACCUCAACUUGGAGGCCUGUUUGUGGGAGUUCACCAGCUACUAUGACAUGUCGGAGCUGCUCAGCGACUGCGGGGGCACCAUCGGGACUGAUGGACAGGUGCUCAAUCUGGUCCAAUCCUACGUGACCCUUCGAGUCCCACUACAUGUGUCGUACGUCUUCCACUCGCCCGUGGGCGCAGGAGGAUGGCAGCACUUUGACUUGCAGUCGGAGCUGAGGCUCACAUUCGUGUACGACACUGCCAUCUUGUGGAGGGACGGUAUCGGCAGCCCGCCAGAGGCCGAGCUUCAAGGCGCACUUUAUCCAACCAGCAUGCGCAUAAACGGCCAGGGACAACUAGUAGUCAACUUCCGCACGGAGGCUCGAUUCAGAGGCUUAUUUGUGUAUGGACAUCCAGCUUCCCCACUCACCUCCAUGGUUAUGUGUCCGGACCACCCUGGAUUGACCUUUAACCUCAGUGUUGUGAGGAAUGAGCCAACCUACAACCAGCCCAUUCAACAGUGGACGUUCAUUUCCGAUUUUGCUGUGCGUGACUACUCAGGCAUGUAUACAGUGAAGCUGAUACCCUGCACAUCCCCUCCUAGCCUGGAGUACACCAUCCCUCCUGUGUGCAAUCCCAGAGAACCUCUCACCUUUGACCUGGAUAUCCGCUUUCAGCAGGUGAGCGACCCAGUGGCUGCUGAAUUCAGUCUAAACACACAGAUGCUUUUACUUUCUAAACGGACGCUCUGGCUCUCAGAUGGCUCCAUGGGCUUUGGACAGGAGAGCGACACCGCCUUCUCACAGGGAGACACUGUUUACGGCAGAGUGAUGGUGGAUCCAGUGCAGAAUUUGGGCAACUCAUUUAUUUGUAACAUUGAGAAGGUGUUCCUGUGCACUGGAGCUGAUGGGUAUGUCCCUAAGUACAACCCCAGCAACUUUGAGUUUGGCUGCCUGGCUGACGCCCCAUCGCUUCUCUACAGAUUCAAAAUAAUCGACAAGGCGCAGCCAGAAACCCAGGCCCGGUCAUUUGGCAACGUAGCUUUCAACGCGUUCCUGGCAGUGGACGACCCCGGCGCUUUAGCUCUGGUGAGACAACCUGGAGCAGAUGGCUUCAGAAUGGACUCCAAAGCUCUCUUCCAGGUGACUGCAGGGAGAGAAUGGUACAUACACACCAUCUACACCGUCCGCUCUCGGGACAACGCCAACCGUGGCAUAGGGAAGAGGAGCCUGGAAUACCACGCGCUGAGCCAUCACACAUACCUGCCCCUGGAGAGCCACCGCCGCCACAGCCACCACCACCGCCGCCGCCGCUACAGAAGAUCCAACGACGUGCCAGACGUAAUAGAGGAGAUCGGCGUGAGCAACAACCGCGGCACCAACAUCCUGCACAUCGCGCUGGACCGCAGCAGCCAGCGGAGGACGAGCCCGGAGAAGGAGAUCUACACCAAAGGAAACACCCCCCAAGAGGUGAACCGGAGAGACGACGAAGACGACGGACUCGUGCUGAUCAUCGGCGUCUUCGUCGGGUUGCUCCUCACCGUGCUCCUCGUCAUCGUGGUGGCGCUGCUGGUGCGGUCCAAGCAAGAGAAGAAAGAAGUGCCCAGGAACUCCAGCAGCGCGGAGCCGAUGAUGGCGCAAGGCCUCGGCAACACAGACAGCUCAGAGGUCUGACCAAGCGGCCGACGACGGAGAGAUUUAGCUGAUAUUUUCAUUUUGCAAGUGCCUCACAUUUAGAUAAAAAAUUGAAGAUUGUGCGCGAAGCAACACAAACUGUAAAGAGCUUUGAUUCUGUUCCGAAAUCUACUUGAAAUGCUGCAUCACUCCCACGGCCAGGGAGUGGUCCGGGCAGUGACCUGGGGAUGGACCGUGUUAGUAGCUGUUUCAAGGCACUUGUCAAACACUUGUCAGAAUUCACUCAUCGACUGGCUUUUGAUGCCACUUGAUCCAAAAGAGAAAAAAAAAAGAAAAAAAAGGUGUUAUUAAUUUUCCAAAGGUGCUACAGAAGAUGCCUCCUAACUUGAACGGCAUUUGGUGUUUUGCUGAGUAGGUCGCGGGAUUAUUUCACAUACUGCUGUAGUUCUGGCUUUUGUACGUUUGGUUCGCUGCGUCAUGACACUGUCCACAGUUUUCGUACACUGGAAAAAUCUGUCCUUUUAGAGAAUGUUCGUGCCUACAAUGUCACAGGAUUUAUUAUGAUGUAGAACAUUUGUGAUCAGUAAAACAUCCACACGAACAAAAAAAAUAAGACAUCAUUUGAAUGAAUAUUGUUUUGUUGUGCUUAUAUAUAUAUAUUUCUUUUUUUGCAUGUGUUUAUUUUUCUUUUUGAAGCUUAAAAAAAGCUGAUUUGAAUUGAAUUGUGACAAAUGUGUCUGAUCUACUGUAUUUUCACUAGUUUGUAUUUUACGGUAUAUCCCAUGAACAGCAGUAUUUAUCUAAGAAACAUUGUUGAAUUUCCCUCAAUAUUUAGUCGUUGAAACACUGGAUGAUUUCAGGAUUGACACACAGCACUAAAUCAAAUAAGAGAAGUUGAACUGUUCUGUAAAAGAGUUUUCGGUAUUGCAGCGACUUUCAAGACAGCUGGUCUGCAGUGUACAGUGUAGUAUAGUAAUGGUUCCAGAUCCACUAUUUCCAACAGGAACUACUUUCCCUCUUGGCACAACUGGUACGCUUUAACGACUUAAGCUUUGUAGAGAUAGCCGUGACUCUGAAUCCAUUUCACUACAGGGCUAAGUGUUGACUCUUUAAUUCUUCUUCUUUUUAUUUCUAAUAGGAAUAUCAAAUUUCACUUAAAGGGAAUGAAAAAAGUUUUAAUCCACGUCAGAAAUUCUCUCCGAUUUAUUUUAAAAGUAUUUAUUUAUUUUUUUAAUUCAUGCUUAUUUUGACACAAACUCUAUAUCCGUCUUGUUUGUAGUUUUGAUUUGAACAUUUUGUUCUCAGUACUCAGAGUGUGACAUGUUUGUUAUUGUGAUAUUAAUAUACGGGAGAUAUAAACUUUUUUGGUUUUUGCUUUUUCAAACCAGAUUGCCACAAAAUCUGAUUACCUCUUACUUUGUAUUCUAUCCUAUAAACACUAAUGUCAUAGUCUCUACCUUGUUGAUGUCCGGUUUAUUUGCGAUUCUGUUCUGAAAUUGAAAACACUUCUAUGCAACCUGUGAUACUCUCAUUCGUUCAGUAAAUGUUUACCUGAAGUCUGUUUUUGUUUUUUCUUCUUGCCAGUGCACAAUUUGCUUGCUAAUCUACUUCUGACCCUGCAUCAAUGUACUGUGGUUCUUUUAUUACACUCUCUAAUGCUUUAAGUGCAUUCUGGGCUUUUUAUGCACAUACAUGUAUGUAUGUAUAUACAUAUGUAUUACAUAUAAAUAUACCAUUUGGAUGUUUUGGGAAUGGUUAUUGUUAAAAGAAAUAAAUAAAAAUGCAUACUGUAUGUGCUGUAAGUAUUUGUAACACAGACCAGAAGCACAACAUGGUCUGCAAAUAAAUAAUUUUUCAAGAUAACUGUGUAUUUUAUGCUUUUAUGGGACACAGAAUAAUGCAAAAUGCAGGAUAUAAGGAUUCUGAGAAGAGACGUGCAAGACUAUUAACUAUAUAACUACUGCUAAGUUAAUUACUUCAUUUCAUGUCCUCAUCACGACCAAAAAAAAAAAAGAGUAAAUCAAACUCAGAUCAGAGCAAAAAUAAGCUUAAAGGGUAGUUAAAUAUGUAUACGACAACCCAGUAAACCAUGUGCUUUUAUUACCAGUGCAUAUUCAUAGAGAAAACAAAAUUGUGUAGGGUAAAAUGCUUUAGACACAUCUCUAAAAGGUGAGCAUCUGACUCUCUGAAGAGGUCUGCGCUCCCGUUUGGCAACAAAUCAAACAGCAGAUCAGGUGCGUGAAAAGGAGAAGCCCCAUGGUCGACUUAACUGGCAAAAUUUGGAGUCAUAUCCUGUAGUUAAGAAAUCGGGUGUUAAGCACAGUGUUGUGGGUAAUUAAGUCUGACCAGGAGCUUGUCUUUGCAGCGCCUGCUGUGGCACGGUGUUUUCUUAUGCCAUUACACAAAAUGAACACGAGGGGGAGCAAGAGCAGCAACAUCUCUACUAGUACAGGAGUCUUCCCCUGUGGGGUCAUGGCUUUAUGUACUGCAGGCAGAAACUCAGACCUACCAGAUAGAUAGUGCACAACUGUAAUUGUCAGUGAAUUCUUAAAUGUGGAUGUGUUCGCUAGCCAAUGUAACAAAUGGUCAUUUACAGUAACAUAUCGGUAAUGGAUUCUUGUGUGAAAGCUAAUAAAAUAACAAAGAUUGUAAAACAGAAUUCAUACUCCAUCCCAGUGAUUUCAGAUCCAGCCUCUACCUCUGCACAAAUUAACAGUUUUCCUCACAAAGCUCUCAGUGUGACUGUCCAGCUGCUGUUUCUAUGAUACCGUCAAAUAAAAAAAUGUUUUUGCAACUGAUGCUGUGACCAAAUUGGAUGGAUUUCCUGAGUUAUGGGUUUUGUAUCCAGUCUAGGCGGUAGCACUUCAAAGAAUAAAGCUUUUUAUAGGAAAGUUAAAGGCAAAACCUUGUGGAAAUUCAAACCUUACGUCUAACAUUGAUUCGGAG
Mugil cephalus (flathead mullet) is the source of this 12446-nucleotide messenger RNA. RefSeq names its product FRAS1 related extracellular matrix 2b (gene frem2b). Bases 180 to 9539 code for a protein of 3119 amino acids. The record is from RefSeq and is a predicted model, not a curated record. Gene Ontology annotation, biological process: cell communication. NCBI's taxonomy places the organism in Eukaryota, Metazoa, Chordata, Actinopteri, Mugiliformes, Mugilidae. The transcript is spliced from 24 exons. Gene Ontology annotation, cellular component: membrane.